Messenger RNA from Cadophora gregata, 2286 nucleotides. RefSeq lists its product as uncharacterized. The record is from RefSeq and is a predicted model, not a curated record. The transcript has 14 exons. Bases 582 to 1559 code for a protein of 325 amino acids. Lineage: Eukaryota; Fungi; Ascomycota; Leotiomycetes; Helotiales; Ploettnerulaceae. Gene Ontology annotation, molecular function: methyltransferase activity.
CUUGAGCAUAAGACAUUCCACCACCAAGGAACGGGCAUCAAAACAUCGCUUUGGCCAUGGCGGGCGUGCGUGGAAAAGUGCCAUGCCCUCCGCAUGUAAGCCUCCUGCAGCUCGCAGGACGCAAUUGAUAGUCAGACAGAAAACUGUGCCGUCCCGUCAAGCUGGGGUAUCUUCCCGAACCUGUACCAGCGACCCGGCGAAUGGCUGAUGUGUGACCAUCAAAGCUCCGAGCAAACGGUUCAUCCACAUUGCUGGAUCCAAUCGCGGCCCCAUGGCAGGAAUUCUUGGGAAUAUUUGGAUGCCCUCAUUCGAUGCAGGGCCUGUAGCCCCUGUACCAUGUCAAUCUUUGCUGCUGAUUUGCGCAAGAAGCGGGCCCCGUAUCCAAUUUACAGUCUAGUCUGAUCCCAUUAAAAGCCAGGAUCGACCCGAGGAAGAGGUCGUCGGGAUUCCGAGCGCUGGGAAACCCAUCCUCGUCUCUGAGAAACCUGAGUAACCUCAAGAAAACCGUUGCCUUGGGGGCGAGACACGACUGCAAUCACGAGCACGACGACAACUUCCCGCUGCUGGCUCAGUAUCACGACAUGGCAGACGCCGAUGAGCAGAUCGAGGUGCGCGCGAAUGUGGCCUCGUCGUCACGGUCUUCUGAAUAUGAAAUGGGAGAUACUUUCUCGGUAGAUUCCAGUAUCACACAGUAUCGCAUCGAGAACGGACGACGCUACCAUGCCUACAAAGACGGCUUGUACUGGGCGCCAAACGACGAAAGACAGAAUGAAAAUCUUGAUAUUAGCCAUCACAAGUACCUGCUAUGUCUCGACCACAAGUUAGUUCUUGCACCUAUUGAAGAUGAUAUCGAGAGGGCUUUGGACAUUGGAACUGGGACCGGCAUUUGGGCAAUAGAUUUUGCGGAUGAGCACCCCAAUACCGAUGUUAUAGGAACUGAUUUGUCACCUAUUCAACCAUCCUUAGUCCCACCAAACUGCAGGUUCGAAAUCGAUGAUGCCAGCGACGAAUGGACUUACCCGACGAAUUACUUCGACUUCAUUCAUAUCAGAGCAUUAUUUGGAUCUAUUGAGGAUUGGGAUGCUUUAUACGGGCAAGUAUUCAGGCAUCUCAAACCCGGUGGCUGGAUAGAGCAUGUGGAAGGAUCAAUCGAGAUCAAAUCUGACGACGGCACAUUGGCCGACAACAGUCCUUUAAAAACAUUCACAAGUCUUUUUGCGGAAGCAGGAGCAUCAACAGGCCAGAUUUUCAACGUAACAGAUAUCAUGAAGCAGAAGAUUACUGAAGCAGGCUUCGUGAACGUCGUCGAACAAGUUUAUAAGACACCACUAGGAGGUUGGCCUGCCGAUGCUAAAUUGCGAGAACUGGGCCAGUGGGCUCUCUUGACUUUUGAUACCGGGCUCGAGGGCUACGCACUAGCCACUCUGACCAGAGUUUUGAGCUGGACACCGACUCAAGUUCAUGUUUUCUUGGCACAAUUACGACUGGCAGCCCGUGACCGAGGCACACAUUCAUACUACGAGAUCAAAGUUGUUUACGCCCAGAAACCGCUUCAAUAGUAUUAAUGUAAUGAUUUAACGAUUCGCAUUCAUUCCUCCAAGCUCUUUCAUUUGCUAUUCGCCUCACCUCGAGUAAUGGCAGAUUGAAGGAUAUUUCUUUCCUCAAACCAUCUUCAUUUAUUGAUCGUCUUAUCUUGGGUCAAUUCAGUUAUUUCUCGAUAUCACAACCCCAAUUUUAGACCCAAAAGUUACAUCGGGCAAUACCUGCACACCAAAUAUCCCGGCUUCGAGGCCGGUUUCCAAGCCUGAGAUGCCAGCUGUAUCGGUCUCCCUUCCCCGCAAGCCUGUUCUGAGCCCACUCUACAAUUGCAAUUCUGCUACUUUCAUUCCUCAGCCUCCGGAUUACAGCCUCAUUUUGGGGUUGAAUCCCAUUGUGGACCUAAUCUGUCGCAGGUUUGUUUGCUGGGUCAGCCUUACCAAUUUCUCUCCUCGCUUAGUCUCGCAACCGUGCUCGCCCUGAUGUCUGAUGUUUGCUGCUGAUUAUUUCUUGACAUUGUGCGGAGGCAUUGAUAUUUCAGACAGGCAUGGCGUGGCUUAGCAAUAAUAACCUUCUUUGCCAACCUCAUGGCGAUUCUUCAGACGACGGAGCCAUUGGUGAAGCGCACGAGGACUCGUCACCACUUGCUGUUCCCUGUAUGUCGAGGAAAUCGAACCGCGUGGAUUUAAGAUUCAGGAACUUGCAAUGUGCAAUGCUCCUCAGAUCGCAGCCAUCAGACUUCAAAUGCGG